Messenger RNA from Linum trigynum, 3036 nucleotides. The record is from the annotation of a GenBank genome assembly. Lineage: Eukaryota; Viridiplantae; Streptophyta; Magnoliopsida; Malpighiales; Linaceae.
CAUGAAUUUUAUAAGUAUCAAAUAGAAAUAGGCUGAAUUGAUAUUUGGGCGAGAUCAAAUCAGACCGAAUGUGAUGAUGCUUAAAUCAUUGAUCCUGAUCUUUUUUUAUUAUUGGACCAUGAUUCUCAUGGUUUUGGUCUGGUUAUUACUAGACCAUUGCAUACCCCCUAAAUAAAGCUCAUUUGCGGGCUAUUCAUUUAUUAGUUUGUACUAUCAUGCAUAGCAAUAAAUUAAUCACAAUUUGUGAAUGCCCUAGUAACAUCAAAUAUUAUGAAAUCGUAUCGAAGAUUGUGUUGAAACUAUGGUUUAACAGUUUCAUACGAAUAAAAUAUUUUAUGGUCUAAAAAAACUAAGUAAUACACCAAAAAGUAACUAUGCUCCCAAAAAUGGCUAUCACCUCACUACUAGUUUGUUUCACUCUGUCACCACACUCCUUUAUUUUCUGGUCAUUCUCCCCUUUUGUAAGUUCCCUUCGAUUCCACAGUACUGUUAGAUGAGUUUAUUCGCAUCCUUUAGAUUGGGAGAGGCUUGAAGAUAAUGUAGCAGGAAAACUUGUGAAACACAAAUAUUUAUGUGGACGAGAGCCAACAAAAAGUCUAUGUUGAUAGGAUUUGGCAUCAAAUGCUCACCUCCAAAUGCUCAUCCACACUACAAAACUACAAACUUCCGCUCUCAUUGUAAACCAUUUCCAUAACUUUUUUUUUGUUUUUUCAACACAGCAAUGUAGCGCACAUUCAUAAAAGUGGGUAACGGUUCGGUUAAUCUGAGUAUUCCAAAUGUUAAUUGUAGAUUCAACCAGAAGGUAUGAAAAAGUCUUGCCACAAUUUCAAACUCGUAUACAUUGACUUCUAGUUUGAAGAGACGUGCAAUAAAAAUAGCAUGAAAUUAAUCAUUAUCUCUCUACAACCACUUGAAUUGUUGGAAUGAACGAAUUCAGAAUACGUGUUUCAAUUUGGUUUUUGACUCGAUUCAAUCCGAUCAUGAACCGCGAACCGAGCAUAGUUCAGUAUUUUUCCUGUCUAGCAAAUGGGUUUUCUUUGGUUUCUUCUGGCGAUUCCAGGCCCACCCAUUUUUGUCCCCAAGCAAAUCUUCACAUACAUGGCCCUCCUAGUGGCUGUUGUUACACCCUUAUCUUUCUUCUCCCCACACACCCCUUAGCUAAAACAAUCUUCUGUGUAACUUACUCCUAUCCUGCACUUUGGUGCACACACACCAUCAAGCCGUUGGUAAGAACUGAAAAGCAAAUCUCCUUUCCUUCUCCUUCCUCUAUCCGAUUUUGCUGCUAACUCUGUUUCUCUCUUUUUCCCACCACCAUCGCAGAUUGGCCUUGCCUGAAUUUGGAGCGCGGGAGGAGGAAAGGGGAAGAUGGCAACCAUUACAAAUGUGACCGAGUACCAGGCGAUUGCAAAGCAAAAGCUGCCUAAAAUGGUGUACGAUUACUAUGCAUCCGGCGCUGAGGACGAAUGGAGUCUUGAAGAGAACAGAAAUGCCUUCACCAGAAUCCUGUUUCGACCGAGGAUUCUGAUUGAUGUGAGCAAGAUCGACAUGACCACCACUGUGCUGGGGUUCAAGAUAUCCAUGCCUAUCAUGAUUGCCCCUACUGCCAUGCAGAAAAUGGCUCACCCUGAAGGGGAAUAUGCAACUGCUAGAGCUGCAUCAGCUGCUGGAACAAUCAUGACGCUGUCGUCAUGGGCUACUUCCAGCGUGGAAGAGGUUGCUUCAACUGGGCCUGGCAUCCGCUUCUUCCAGCUCUACGUCUACAAGAACAGGAAUGUUGUUGCUCAGCUGGUGAAGAGGGCUGAAAGGGCUGGCUUCAAGGCCAUUGCUCUAACCGUUGACACCCCGAGGCUGGGACGCAGGGAAGCUGAUAUCAAGAACAGGUUCACACUGCCACCUUUCUUGACACUCAAGAACUUUGAAGGCUUGGACCUUGGCAAGAUGGACGAGGCCAAUGACUCUGGACUUGCUUCCUAUGUUGCUGGCCAGAUCGACCGAUCCCUCAGCUGGAAGGAUGUGCAAUGGCUUCAAACAAUCACCUCCCUGCCCAUUCUGGUCAAGGGUGUCCUCACAGCUGAGGAUGCAAGGAUAGCAGUUCAAGUUGGAGCAGCAGGAAUCAUUGUGUCCAACCAUGGUGCUCGUCAGCUCGAUUAUGUCCCUGCUACCAUCAGGGCUCUUGAGGAGGUUGUGAAGGGCGCACAAGGGCGAGUCCCGGUGUUCUUGGAUGGUGGUGUGAGACGCGGGACUGAUGUGUUCAAGGCGCUGGCACUGGGAGCCUCUGGCAUAUUUAUUGGACGACCGGUGGUGUUCUCACUGGCUGCUGAUGGAGAGGCCGGAGUGAGGAACGUGCUUCAAAUGCUGCGUGAGGAGUUCGAGCUGACAAUGGCGCUCAGCGGCUGCCGUAACCUGGGCGAGAUCACCAGAGGCCACAUCUUCACUGAUUGGGAUGCUUCUCCCAGCCACCCUACUGCCAAGCUUUGAAGGCAAUCCCAAAAGUGUUCAAGAUCUCUGUUUUCACCCCUGCCAUUUUCAUGGAUCCAUGAACAGACUCUCGUUUGUUUGUUUGCUCACUCUGGGUUUACCAUACAUGUGUAUUUUGAUUGGAAACUUUGAUAUACCAACCUCUUCUUCCUUAUGUUUUGUUGUGAAUGGUUGAAACUCUAUUCCUGGUACUAAUCAAAUGCCAACCUGAAUUGGCUCCCCCCUUUGUAUAUCUAAUGUGGCAGAAGUAUAUGUAUUAUGUGGUAUUAACUAAUGUCGACAACAUUUAAAAGAAAGCAUGAAACAAUCAGAGAAUAGACCAUCACAAAGCGGAUUAAUUAUAUUGAACAUUAUUUUAGUAUGGUAGUGCUAAAAAUAUUUUUAUGUAUAAUGCACGUCUUUGAUAGCCUUAAUGUUGUUCUCUUUGCUUUCACUAAAUAAGCUACUAAAUAAGAAGUUGAGAUAAACACGCCCUAAGGACAAAAUCAUAUCUUUUCCUUCAUACCAAUAAUUGUAAAACCGUACUGGAAAUGUUAGUAAUAGAAUAUUUUAUACUAA